Paramormyrops kingsleyae is the source of this 3142-nucleotide messenger RNA. The record is from RefSeq and is a predicted model, not a curated record. NCBI's taxonomy places the organism in Eukaryota, Metazoa, Chordata, Actinopteri, Osteoglossiformes, Mormyridae.
AAGAGCAUCGACGUACAGUAUUGAUGUUUCCCCCAAACGUCACGGGAUUUUAUCCAUCUGAAAUAAACUGACAGCUCGAGUAAAGUGUCCCAGGCAGAUGUUGCCAGUUCAGGGCGUGUAUAGCGCCUUGACGUGCGGAUGCUCCGGACGAGAAAAGACGGAAAGGAAGCGUUUUAUGGUGAAUGCUGGAGUGACCUCAUAGCGUUCCGUACUCUCUCUCCCCCCAAGGCACCGCUAGAGAAAGGGAGAGAGAGGGAGAGAGAGACGACGAGGCAGAGGGGAAAGGCUAGGGCUCAAAAAACCCCUAUGCUGUAUUUAAUGUGUAGUGUGCAGGAUAUAAAUAAAAGCUGGAGUAGCGACAUUGAUCGCUCCCCAUGCCACGCUUCCCUUUUCGCUGGAGCAAUGAAGAUAUUAGGAUAACAAAGCCUGCUAAAAUAGUACCCAUUGUCAUUCACCGUGGGUAGCCACCUAGCUGUGUCGUGGUUCCGGUUCCACACUAUUUUUUCCCACUUGCAGUAAAACGUAGUUAGUCUAGGACGAUCGGAAGGAUUGUCGCAGCCGGGGAUCGGGACGGGGACAGGGGGCGAGGCAAAGCGGCGAGGGCCGGGAGACUUCCGGGGGUUCAGGGCGGCAUCAAGGGAGCCGCGGACGUCGCUCUUGGGAAGGACGGGCAUCGUCAGCAUCCAGGCUCAGCCGGGGGACACGGGCUUAAUUUAGGGGGGGGGCGAUUAUCAACAUGUCCAGAAAAGUGCAGAGGACCGAAGUCUGCGCCGACUGCAGUGCCCCAGAUCCGGGCUGGAGCAGCAUUAACCGGGGGGUGUUUAUCUGCGAUGAGUGCUGCUCCGUGCACCGCAGCCUGGGCAGGCACAUCUCUAUCGUCAAGCACCUGCGCCACAGCGGCUGGCCCCCGGCACUGCUGCAGAUGGUGCAAACCCUGGCCAGCAAUGGGGCAAAUUCCAUCUGGGAGCACUCACUGCUGGACCCAGCGCAGGUGCAGAGUGGCCGGCGGAAGCCCAACCCACAGGAUAAAGUGCAUCCCACCAAGUCAGAGUUCAUUCGAGCAAAGUACCAGAUGCUGGCCUUCGUCCACAAGCUUCCAUGUCGCGAUGAUGACGGCGUGACUACCAAGGACCUCAGUAAGCAGCUGCACUCCAGUGUGCGGACCGGCAGCCUGGAGACCUGCCUACGGCUGCUUUCCCUCGGGGCGCAGGCCAACUUCUUUCACCCGGAGAAGGGCACCACCCCCCUGCACGUGGCCGCGAAGGCGGGUCAGGUGCUGCAGGCAGAGUUGCUGGUGGUAUAUGGGGCCGAUCCUGGUGCCCCUGACAUCAAUGGCCGCACACCAAUGGACUAUGCCAGGCAGGCCGGCCAGGUGGAACUGGCCGAGCGGCUGGUGGAGUGUCAGUAUGAACUCACCGAUCGGCUGGCCUUCUAUCUGUGUGGCCGACGCCCAGAUCAUAAAAAUGGCCAUUACAUCAUCCCACAGAUGGCAGACAGAGCUCGCCCUAAGUGCCCGACGCAGAGCCUGGACCUAUCAGAACUGGCAAAGGCAGCCAAGAAGAAGCUCCAGGCGCUGAGCAACCGCUUGUUCGAGGAGCUGGCCAUGGACGUGUACGACGAGGUGGACCGCCGGGAGAACGACGCAGUGUGGCUGACGACCCAGAACCACAGCACUCUGGUGACUGAGCGCAGCGCUGUGCCCUUCUUACCAGUCAACCCCGAGUACUCUGCCACUCGUAACCAGGGCCGUCAGAAGCUGGCACGCUUCAACGCACGGGAGUUUGCGACCCUCAUCAUCGACAUCCUGAGCGAUGCCAAGAGACGCCAGCAGGGGAAAGGACUCGCGAGCCCCGUGGACCCGCUGGAUCUCGUUCACGGCGACGACGACCAGCACGACUACGACAGCGUAGCGUCGGACGAGGACACAGACAGCGAGCUGACGACCCAGAAUAACAGCGGUGCCCAGCGCAACAACCGCGCCAAGAGCAUGGACUCCUCUGACCUGUCGGACGGCCCCAUCACGCUGCAGGAGUACCUGGAGGUGAAGAAGGCCUUGGCCUCCUCAGAGGCGAAGGUACAGCAGCUGAUGAAGGUCAACAACAACCUGAGUGAGGAGCUGAGGCGUCUGCAGAAGGAGAUCUCCAGGAUGCAGAUGGAGAACAGUGCAAUGCGGGGGGGCCAGGAGGGAGGGGGCAUGCUUCAGGGAGCGGGUGGCGGGCCGGGCCUUUGGCCCGGAGCAGUGGCUCGCGGGGCAGGGGAUGUCAGCUUCAGUGCCUCUCCUGCCCCGGCCACGCACAGGAGGGACAGGCAGGCCAUCUCCAUGUACGAGCCCGGCGCGGCACCCCCCAAGGCCCUCUCCCCUGCCCUGGACCCCCUUGCCGGCCGCCUGCAGCCCCUGCACCCCAGUGUAAGUGUAAACCCCAACCCCUGCCGGAGGGUAUGGCAAUGGCGGAAUGGCACAAUGGCCGUCUUUCCCUCACUCCCCCAGUGCUUGUUCGCUGCUUUUAAUCCUAAAGCGCUUGUUGCUCCUUAACCCCGCCUCCUCCUUUCCCCUAGGCACUCUUCCCUCCUCAACCCUGCCUCCUUCUUUCCCCUAGGUCAGGGGCGCCCAACUCCAGUCCUGGAGGGCCAGAACCCUGCACAUUUUUGGGUUUCCCCUCAUUUAACAAACCUGAUUCAACUCCUUGUGCUAAUUAACACACAGCUCUUGAGCUGAAUCAUUUAUGGUGGAACAGGGAAAGAACUAAGCUACACAGGGCUCUGGCCCCCCAGGACUGGACUUGGGCACCCCUGCCCUAAGUACUCUUCCCUCCUUAACUCCACCUCCUCCUUUCCUCUAGGAACUCUUCCCUCCUUAACCCGCCUCCUCCUUUCCCCUAGGCACUCUUCCUUCAUUAACCCCGCCUCCUCCUUUCCCCUAGGCACUCUUCCUUCAUUAACCCCGGCUCCUCCUUUCCCCUAAGGCACUCUUCCCUCCUUUACCCUGCCUCCUCCUUAACCCCGCCUCCUCCUUUCCCCUAGGCACUCUUCCCUCCUUUACCCUGCCUCCUCCUUUCCCCUAAGGAACUCUUCCCUCCUUAACCCCGCCUCCUCCUUUCCCCUAGGCACUCUUCCCUCCUUUACCCUGCCUCCUCCUUUCCCC